AAAUUCGAUCGACUUAGUUAUUUGAAGUGAAAAUUAAAUGAAUAUCCAUCGAUUAAUUUCUAAUUUCAAGUGAUAUUUUAUAACAAAAAUAAUUAAAUGGUAACUGAAACAAUGGCAAACGGUUCGAAUGUGACGUGGGAUCCAGCCCUUAGUCGAUUACUGUCAUCAUUAGAAAAUGCUCAAGAACAAAAAGAACUGCCAUCGUCUGAAGAUGAAUUUGUAUUUUUAAGUGAACUACUAAAAUCCAAAGAAUUGCAUGCCCUAGUGAGUGCUCAUAAUAAAAUUAAGGGUUCAACUACAAGUAAAAAAUUUUUCCCAUUACUCUCUACAUCAAUGCAAGUUAUGAUGGAUGUCCUAGAAGUUCUCGCAUCACGUACACAUGUCUCAGAAGAUUGUAAAGAAUUGUUUUUUCUAUUACAACGACCACAUAUUCAAGGAAUACUGUGUGCUCAUGAUGCUGUAGCACAAAAGGAUUAUUACCCUCAUUUACCUGAAAUCCCAUUGGAAGUUGAUGAAGAUGAAGAGACUAUUAAGAUUGUACAACUUGUUAAAAGUAAUGAACCAUUGACUGGCGCUCAAAGCGCAGAACCAAUUGUGGGUGCAACAAUUAAAACAGAUGAAGAAACUGGUAAAAUAGUGAUUGCACGUAUCAUGCAUGGUGGAGCCGCUGAUCGAUCUGGUUUAAUACAUGUAGGCGAUGAAGUUAUUGAAGUGAAUAAUAUAAAUGUCGAAGGGAAAACACCAAAUGAUGUUCUUACAAUAUUGCAAAAUUCCGAAGGUACAAUAACGUUUAAAUUAGUACCAGCUGAUAGUAAAAACGGUAUAUGGGAGAGUAAAGUACGGGUUCGAGCAUAUUUCGAUUAUUGUGCAUCGACUGAUCCGUAUAUUCCAUGUAAAGAAGCUGGAUUAGACUUUCAAAAAGGUGAUGUCCUCCAUAUCGUAUCACAAGAUGAUGCAUAUUGGUGGCAAGCACGUAAAGAGGGUGAUAAAAAUAUGCGCGCUGGUUUGAUACCAAGUCGAGCAUUACAAGAGCGACGAAUUAUACAUGAGCGUAGCCAAAUAACAAAAGAUAGUAAAGAAGAAGUAGUUGGGUUGUGUUCUGUUGCAGUCGCUCCUGUUGUGAUGUCUUGUGCGCCACAAUCUCCUAAAUCCCCUAGGUGUACAACCAUUAAAACUAAAAAAAUUAUGUAUGACACAGCGGAAAAUGAUGAUUUCGAUCGUGAACAAAUUGCCACAUACGAAGAAGUUGCAAAAUUAUAUCCCCGUCCUGGUAUCUAUCGUCCAAUUGUGUUAAUUGGUGCACCUGGUGUUGGUCGUAAUGAAUUGAAACGUCGUUUGAUUGCAACAAAUCCUAAAAAAUAUAAAACUCCAAUGCCAUAUACAAGUCGUGAAAAACGUCCAGCGGAAGUGAAUGGUCAAGAAUACUUUUUUGUUGAACGAAGUUACAUGGAAAAUGAAAUCGAAAAAGGGAAUUUCAUUGAAUAUGGGGAAUAUAAAGGAAAUUUGUACGGUACUUCGUUAGACAGUGUAAAAAUGCUCGUGCACGGUGGUUUUGUAACUAUUUUAAAUCCACAUUAUCAAGCGUUAAAAUUACUACGUUCGCCACAAUUAAAACCGUACAUAAUUUAUAUUAAACCGCCAUCGUUAGAAGUGUUAAAAGAAACGAGAGCGUUAGCGCAUGCACGCUCUACAUUUGAUGCAAACAAUUCUAGAGGUUUUACUGAUGACGAAUUUCAUGAAAUACUUCAUGCAUCAUCUCGUAUUGAAUUUUUAUACGAACAUUUAUUUGAUGAACAAAUUGUAAAUGCAGAUUUAGCAACAGCAUUUGAACAAUUAGUAACAGCUGUGAAUAGGGUUGAAACGGAACCAUUAUGGGCACCCGCUUCAUGGGUACAAUAAAUUUAUCGAUCAUUUUCUAUUGAUUUAAAUUUGUCUUAUUACGUUUGCAAUUUUCUAUCUCAAUUAGUUUUCGACUUAAUUUAUAUUUGUUGACUGAUUUUAAAAAAAAUUACAUAAUUAACGUACGCGUACAGACUUUCUACGCCACUGUUGUGUUAAUAAUUAGCAUAGGCUUAGGUAAGGACUUCUAAUCAAAACUUUAAUAAGAAAUUGGGAGUUGAAAAAGCAUACUUCAAUUUUCGGGAUUCUGUUUAGUUAAAUUAGGCACCAACAAGUGAAAGGAGUUAAUUCUAAAAAGGUAGGUUUGAAUUUACAUCAUUAUAAAUCGUCUUACAAUUAAUAAGCAAUAUUAGAAACAUGUUUUCCGAAAAUUUAGUCUAUCGAAUGUUUAUACUUUAUAUAGCCAUGUGAAAAAUUCUUCUUAACGUUAAAAUUUUCUAUAAAAUUGCCGUCCAUCAGCGUUUUUCCUUUUCUUUUCCCUUUUACCUUUCACUCAGUUACUAUUAUUUUUUUUUAAUUUAAAUUGGGACCAUUAUCAAUUUGGCAUAUACGAAAUGGGACGAAAAAAUUUUAAGUAUAUAUUCUUUUUAAAAACAUGGCUAUAUUAUAAACGAUAUUUCGAUUCCGUAAUUAGAAAUAGUAAAGCUGUCGCCAUUUUGUUAUUUAGUGACAUCUAGUGACAUGAGUAUAUCAGAAUAUAGUCCUUAAAAUAGUUGCCUUACUACAGGCAUGUUGAAGUUUGUUCUGAGUUAGGAGAAGAAAAACAUAAAAUAUUAACUAUUUAUUUGCUGAGAUAUAAUAACGCAAAGUUAAAACAUUUUAUUGUUGAACAGAAACAACUAUAGUAAGAGUAUUGUGCACUACAUGCUUAUAUACUCUUACCCCGCAUACAAUCUCAAACUUUUUGAUAAUAUUGCAGCAACCUUAACAUCAAAAACUACUUUCUAAAUGUCUAUGCUCAGCUUUUUCACAUAAAAUGGCGUAGAAAAACGUUUAAACAGGUACGAUGACGAUCGUUGUGU
This is a messenger RNA of Chrysoperla carnea, 2921 nucleotides long. It is a transcript of the gene metro, whose product is annotated as MAGUK p55 subfamily member 7. Gene Ontology annotation, molecular function: protein binding. The record is from RefSeq and is a predicted model, not a curated record. The coding region runs from base 97 to 1899 and encodes 600 amino acids. Gene Ontology annotation, cellular component: plasma membrane; cell-cell junction. The transcript has 10 exons. Lineage: Eukaryota; Metazoa; Arthropoda; Insecta; Neuroptera; Chrysopidae.